AAGAAAAAGCGAGAGACCAACGCAUUAACAUUACAUUCGAGACCUUUGUUUUCUUUUCCAGCAGUCUCCCAUCUUUUUGCCCUGCACAUUUUCUUUACUCUCUCUCUCUCUCUCUCUCUCGUUGCCCUUCGCUCAAACUUCCUUUCGAAGAGAUGAAAAACUGAAAUAAUAGCCGCGGCCCGCUGAUUGAAGAGAUUAGAGGCUUAGUCCUCCGAGUUAUGAGGGUCUGAACCAGUGAAAGGAAAGAAAUGGAUGGUGCACAGGAAGAGCUGGAGAGGAGGAGCAAGUUCCUCAAUGGUUUAAUACAGAAGAAGAAAGCGAUUGAGCAGCAAGAGCAGCAUGAUCGCCUGAACGUGCGCGUUAGAGCCUGUGACAUGCCGCUUCCUUUGCAGAACUGUGCCUUUCGCUGCGCACGUGACCAACUCGACUCCAUGCCCGGCAAGCUUGACAGUAAACGCCUCGCCCUCGCGCUUAAGAAGGAAUUUGACUCUUCAUAUGGUCCAGCUUGGCACUGCAUUGUAGGAACUAGCUUUGGCUCAUAUGUCACACAUUCCUUAGGGGGCUUCUUGUAUUUUUCAAUUGACAAGGUUUACAUCCUUCUCUUCAAGACUGCGGUUGAGCCUUUAGAACAUUGACAGCUUGAAAUCUGAAUGUAUUCAACUGUGUGUUUUAUUAAAUCAAAUACCUCCACUGUCAAUUUAUAUGUGGGAUGAUAGACUAAAAUUCAUAAACAGCUGUAUUGUCUCUUGUGGUCUUUCAUUCUGUAUCUAUGACCCUCCUUAGUUUAAGUGCAUAAGGGAGUGAGAGUUUGUUGAGAUUAGUUGUACAGUAUACUUGUGUAAAUUAUUGAAAAUUUUUGUUAUGGCCAUAAGUUGUCA
Messenger RNA from Carya illinoinensis, 878 nucleotides. RefSeq names its product dynein light chain LC6, flagellar outer arm. The transcript has 2 exons. The record is from RefSeq and is a predicted model, not a curated record. Gene Ontology annotation, biological process: microtubule-based process. Gene Ontology annotation, molecular function: dynein intermediate chain binding; dynein light intermediate chain binding. NCBI's taxonomy places the organism in Eukaryota, Viridiplantae, Streptophyta, Magnoliopsida, Fagales, Juglandaceae. Gene Ontology annotation, cellular component: dynein complex. The coding region runs from base 249 to 635 and encodes 128 amino acids.